CUUACAAUGAGCAGACAAUUUUCUCUGUUGGACAUACUGCAUACAAUUCAGGGAAAAGUUUAUGCCCUUGUGGAGUUGACAUUCUAUGUCAGGAAUGUAGACAAGGAAUGAGGUAAAUAGUAAGUUGCUUUUCUGUGGGAUGACCAGAACUAUGGAGAAAAAUAAAGCAGGAAGAAGGCAGAGCAUGAGUGUGGUAGAAGGACACAAGGCCUCACCAAGAAGGUGCCUUGGCACUCCCUUGCCAGAAGGGAUGAGGGAGCAAAGGCUGCAUAUAUCUAGGGGACAGCUAAUCCCCAGGCCCCAGAGGAAGGGAGCCCGGUGUAUUUGAGGCCACUGUGGCUGGUGCAGAGAUGAGACAGGAACAGCAGGAGGUGAGGGGGUGCAGGGAGCAGAUCUUCUAUACACAUCAAGGCUUGAUGAGAGGCAAUGUUUCAUCACCAUCUGGAAAGACAAGUCCUAUGAAGUGAGUGGAGAUGGAAUGUCCAGGUACCACCAUUGUUUGAGGUGCCUUGGUACCCAAUGCCCACAUGGAGGAAGGAGAGAUGAGCUGGGAAAAGAAGGCAAAACCCAGCCAGGAGGGCCCCACAUGUCUCUGACCCAGACCUUAUCAAGGAUGCCUGUGGCCUCCAUUUUGCUAAAUGCAAUGACAUUUUAUCUGACCACAUUCACCCAGCAGCAGCUUUGGACCAGAUUAGCCACUCUUACUUAUAACACUUUGCUUCUAGACUUUAUGUCCUCUGGGUUCUUCUCAUUUUCUUCAUUGGAUCCUCCUGCCCAUCUUGGAAAUGUUUCAGUGCCUGGCCAGCUCCUCUCUCUGCAGGUUCCAAUACUUGUGGACAAGGGGGAUGCUGGGGUGAAGGAGCUGGACAGCUUGAACAGUGACCGGCUGAGAACCAUCCAGCUCAACGUCUGCAACAAUGAGGAGGUGGAGAGAGCAGUGGAGACCGUCCACUCAAGCCUGAAGGACCCUGAGAAAGGGAUGUGGGGGCUGGUUAACAAUGCGGGCAUCUCGACAUUUGGGGAGGUGGAGUUCACCAGCAUGGAGACCUACAAGGAGGUGGCGGAAGUAAACCUCUGGGGCACGGUGCGGACAACGAAAUCCUUCCUUCCCCUCCUUCGAAGAGCCAAAGGCCGUGUCGUCAACAUCAGCAGCAUGCUGGGCCGCAUGGCCAACCCCGCCCGCUCCCCAUACUGCAUCACCAAGUUUGGGGUGGAGGCUUUCUCUGACUGCCUGCGCUAUGAGAUGUACCCGCUGGGUGUGAAGGUCAGUGUGGUGGAACCUGGCAACUUCAUCGCUGCCACCAGCCUCUACAGCCCCGAGCGCAUCCAGGCCAUUGCCAAGAAGAUGUGGGACGAGCUCCCUGAGGUUGUCCGCAAGGACUAUGGCAGGAAGUACUUCGAUGAGAAGAUCGCCAAGAUGGAGACCUACUGCAACAGCGGCUCCACAGACACAUCCUCCGUCAUUGAUGCUGUCACACACGCCCUGACAGCCACCUCUCCCUACACCCGCUACCACCCCAUGGACUACUAUUGGUGGCUGCGAAUGCAGAUCAUGACCCAUUUACCUGGUGCUGUCUCUGACAGGAUCUAUAUACACUGAAGAGUGACCUUUUGGGGAGCCCUAGAGGGAGGGAAGAGAAUGGGGGAGGGAACACAUAUAGUCACCUUUUGAUUAACCACUUGUGGAUUAUCUCAUGUCCUAGGAGGCCCCAUUUUAGCAUUAACCAGAGGGGAUAACUCAGCCUGACAUGUUAAUGUGGUGAGUAGCUCAGGCCUUCACAAAUGGGAUGGGGUGGGGGGCCCUAACUAAGCCUCAGGGCAAACAUGGUGUAUCUAUCUAAAGUUUAUUUCAUACAAAGAUUUUUGGAGAAAUGUCUUUAUAUUAAAAACAGAUUUAUUCUAGAAUAGAAUCCAGGUUCCUUUACAUUUUAAGCCAAAAACAUCAGUUCAAAAAAAUUUGAUCCUUAAACCUGCCUCAUGAGUAAAGAAGGACGGAUUUUUUUUUCUUCUGUACAAAUAAUCUGUAGCUCUGAGAGAACACAUGAAUUAACCCUUUUAUUGCUUAGGAGUGGCCCAUGUUUUGUUUUUCUGCCACAGAUGUACAAACCCUUCCCAUUUGCAUUCCGGAGCCACUUUGGAUCCCUUUAUCCAGGAAUCCUCUGGCACCUCUGUCUUCGCCUGAGCUUUGCAUACCAAGUGCCCACUGUAUACCUCUUUGCACAUCCAUGGUGCUAUAUGACCAGCGGGCAGCCAGUGAUUGACAGUAGGCUGUAUGGCAGGGGUGUGGAUCAUUCUGGAGAUUUCCAUUUGAGAUUUCUCCACUGUCUUUGAGGACUUGGUCUAGACUUGUGUGGAAGUGCUCCAUAGUUGAGGGAAGUUUGUUGGUAACCUUGGUUUUACCUGCAGUGGGACUGGUACUGACUGGGGUUGCAGAUGGAGCAUCAGUGCCAAGGCCAGUACUGUGGCACCUUCUUCCAGUGGUGGUCUGGGUGCCUGUCUGUCUGUGUGGUACACACACACACACACACACACACACACACACACACACAAUCACACACUCACACAUGUGUACUCACACAUGUUCAUUGAUGGCUUGUUUUUCCGCUAUGGCCAUAUUUAUACUUCUCAAGUUUGUGUUUGAAGCCUACCAUCCCUACAAUUGAGCAGGACCUGGAUAUUUGGACCCAAACAGGGACCACCAUCUUCCAGGUGACUGCAAGCCUCUGGGAGGUCCUGAGUGCCAACUUUGAAAAUCAAAUUAAACUAGCAUUUCCACCUCUCCCAGGAAGAGCUAGGCCUGCCGCUAGAGGGAGCCCAACUCCUCUGCAGCUAAGCCCCAACUCUGAACUUCCAUGCAAGCCUGAGGUCUCUCAAAGGGUGUGUGAUUCCCACCUGGGAGAUUGCCUGGGGGAAAAAAAAGCAAGGCCCCUUUAGAAACAGUAUUCCUGCCCUCUUAGCAGCUGCCUGGCUUGACCCUGGAGCAUGGUGCCAGGAGAAAGCAGGAGUCUCCUAGCAGCUGGAACAGGCCAUGGGCACAGAGAGUGCCAAGGCAGGGUGGCUCACAAAGAGCAGAUUCAGCUGGCCUGGUGGGCCUUUGUCCCCUUGUCUUCAACAGGGAUGCUCUGUCUUAGCUCCUGACUGCAGGGUGAGAUAGAGAGGGCCUAGGGGGCAGGAGGGAGGCAGGGCCUCCAGAGCCCAGAGUGGACCCUUGAUAACCAUUGUAUUUACAUAUCAAUGAGAUGCUUUUUUUGUAUCACCGAGCUGGCCUCCAGCAGAGGCUUUCAAAAUCACACUGUACAUAUUAGGAGGAUUGGUUUUCAUGCUUAAUAAAGGAAAAUGAAUUGAU
Messenger RNA from Ictidomys tridecemlineatus (thirteen-lined ground squirrel), 3346 nucleotides. RefSeq names its product 3-hydroxybutyrate dehydrogenase 1 (gene Bdh1). Gene Ontology annotation, biological process: steroid metabolic process. Gene Ontology annotation, molecular function: 3-hydroxybutyrate dehydrogenase activity. Gene Ontology annotation, cellular component: intracellular membrane-bounded organelle. The record is from RefSeq and is a predicted model, not a curated record. Lineage: Eukaryota; Metazoa; Chordata; Mammalia; Rodentia; Sciuridae.